Molecule: messenger RNA, 951 nt
Organism: Tribolium madens (black flour beetle)
Lineage: Eukaryota; Metazoa; Arthropoda; Insecta; Coleoptera; Tenebrionidae
Product: pyrimidodiazepine synthase-like
Exons: 3
Coding region: 114-908 (264 amino acids)
Biological process (GO): glutathione metabolic process
Cellular component (GO): cytoplasm
Molecular function (GO): glutathione dehydrogenase (ascorbate) activity; glutathione transferase activity
Source: RefSeq, a predicted model, not a curated record
UAUGUUAAUUAUUAAUUAAUUAUUCUUUGCUACUUGGGGUGCACAUAUUUAUUUGAGAAAAUAAUUUUUAGGGAAGAUUGUGGUUUGAAUUUUUACAUGGUUGCCACCUUAAAAUGAUCUCUUUCAACGAUUACUUUGAUGUAAAACGCUUGAAUCACUUAUCAGUAGUCGUCGAAAACAACAUGCCUCAACCACAUCUAACAGCCGGGUCACAACAGCCCCCCAAAAUCGCUGACAAAUUGCGUCUGUACUCCAUGGAGUACUGUCCAUAUGCGCAUCGAGUUCGAUUAAUUUUAAAUGUGAAAAAAAUUCCACACGACAUUGUAAACAUCAAUCUGAUUAAUCAACCGGAGUGGUAUUUCAAAAUCCAUCCUCAAGGCUACGUCCCAGCAUUGGACACUGGUUCUCAAAUAGUCAUCGAAAGCCUCGACAUUUGUGACUUUUUGGACGACAAAUACCCCUCUCCUCCUCUAUACCCGUCAGAUGCCCCCUCAAAAAACCUCGACAAAGCCUUACUCAAAAAAAUCCAACCCUUGCAUAGUGUCUUCCUCCGUUGCAUCUCUCUAAACGAGAAUAAAUCACUCGAAGAGUGGGCACAAGAAUUCCUCCCUCAUUUGCAAACAUUUGAAAUGGAGUUGUGCCAGAGAGGGAGUAGGUUUUUCGGGGGUGAGAAACCAGGAAUGGUGGAUUACAUGUUGUGGCCGUGGGGCGAAAGGGCAGGAACUGUUGUUAUUGCACACGGACGACAAUUGCCAUUUGCUUCUGAUCAGUUUCCACGUUUGAGGGAAUGGAGGAAAGCCAUGAGGGGGGAUCCCGUGUGUGAGGGGCUGUAUUAUGGGCCGGAAAAGUACUGGAAAAUUAUACAGAUUAAGUUGAGGAGGGCACCACCCGAGUAUGAUACUUUAUGAAAAUGCUUGUUAUCUAAUCAGCUAAUAAAAUUAUUCGAGUGAA